Diaporthe amygdali is the source of this 246-nucleotide messenger RNA. RefSeq lists its product as uncharacterized. Lineage: Eukaryota; Fungi; Ascomycota; Sordariomycetes; Diaporthales; Diaporthaceae. Bases 1 to 246 code for a protein of 81 amino acids. The transcript has 2 exons. The record is from RefSeq and is a predicted model, not a curated record.
AUGAAACCCAGGCUCACGGCGUCAAGUGUCCGCAGCAAAGAAGCCCGUUUUGCUCCUCAUUCCCGCAAUCUACCACGCGAGACAUUCCUUCCUCUUCCAGACAGCUUCUGGAAGUCCGACCCGAGCAUGUGGGACAUGACGCCCGCGGCGCCCAGACGGGGGGCCCAGCAGUGUCCGCCCUCGUGGAUCCCACAGGCCACCGCGGUGGGCGAUCUCGACACUAACCCCCACGACCUCCUGCGCUGA